AUGGAGCAUACAUUCCUUUCUGUUGUCAUUCUCCUGGUGUGGUCAUUGCCAGCAGUGGUCACUAGAUGUAGUUUGUCUACAAGUAUAUAUCAUAAAACAAUCUACUGUUACCAGGACCAGACCAAUGUUAUACCAAGUUUCCCACAAUACAAUGGAACCCUCAAGCGCCUGGGAUUUUAUGGGGAGUGGAUUGUUAGAAACUUGGACAAAAACUCGUUCUCUGGCAUAACUUUAGUGGAUCAGCUAGAACUCGAGAACAUUGGAUUACAACAUUUGUCAUGUGAUGUGUUUAUUAAUGUCGAACAGGAACUGACCAUUCUAAACCUGGACAACAACAUGCUGACUCAUUUUCCUGCAUGCUCGGUCAAUAAUUUGUACCAUCUGAGAAUGUUGACCUUGAGUAAGAACUUCCUCACCUGUAUUCCUGGACACAGUGUACCUAGCUCCUUACAACAUCUGGACGUAUCAUACAACCAAAUAUAUACACUAAGUUCUGCCAUAUCUACAGAUGUCUACAACAAAAACCAGCUGAAAACUUUCAACAUCAGAGGAAAUAAACUUCAUAGGAUCAGCAAGAAUGAACUGCAACAGUUUUCUAGCUUAGAAAAUCUUGACGCACGAGAAAAUCUGCUUGACUACAUCCAACCAAGGUCAUUUGUAACAUCUGGUGGUCACCUUACGACGAUUGAUCUGUCCCAGAACCAACUGUCCGGUGAUGUUUGGCCAUGUCUGGAACAUUUACAACAAGUGACAAAUCUUAACUUGUCACACAACCAGAUAGAUCGUGUCGAUGAUAACGUGGUAUCCAAUAUGGAAAAUCUACAGACAUUUGAUAUCUCAUAUAACUUGGUUUCUGAAGUCGGACCAGCAUUUGGUCACCAACAGACUUUACGGACUGUGCUAUUUCAUCAUAACGUGAUCACCAAGGUUACCGAGGACAUAUUUGCUGCUGGAACAAGGUUUAGGUACUGGUUUGACCUUGACCUGUCCUUCAAUCUCCUGGUCAGUGUAGAUCUGACCAUUCCAGAUUGCUUGUAUUGUACACUUUUAGUUCAUCACAAUAAACUCCAUAUGAUGCGCCUCUCCUCCAACCAGAACAGCACCUUCAGUCUGAUUGACAUCUCCUUCAAUGUACUAGAUACAAUACCUCCAUAUCUACCUAAGUGGACUAAAUUUGACGGAUCUCAUAACCCAUUUUCUACGACAAGUGUGAUGGACUUCCUCACUCAUUUACCCGACCGGACUACACAUGAUGUCAUUCUUAAGAACACAACAUUUCUGUGUAAACAAACCUCUAUCCCAGAGAUCAAGAUUUUCUCUCAAAUCACACUGGAUCUGGCAGACAACUGUGUUCCCUCUCAAUUCUUAUGUCAACUAAGAUCAAAUGUGUCCAGUCUGUACGGAUUCCAUGGUAACCCUCUUGUCUGUUCCUGUUCCACAGUCUGGCUGAGAAACUACACCUUUACCACAGACCUGGGACAGUGUAGUUAUCCCGUGGAGCGUAAGGGUAGCGCAGUGACCUGUCUGGCAACCUUGCCUUGUGAUACAGGUCAAAGUGUUUAUUCAUCAAAAGAAAAUAUACAGGCAUGUAAGACUGGAUUAGUACUUACAAAUGAGAACCAAAACCUAAAAUGGGACCUUCCAUUGGGAAAGGUACACACUACACCACAAUCCCAGGCCAAUGUUCGAAGUUUUCAGGGACUGUAA
Messenger RNA from Pecten maximus, 1707 nucleotides. Its product is annotated as leucine-rich repeats and immunoglobulin-like domains protein sma-10. NCBI's taxonomy places the organism in Eukaryota, Metazoa, Mollusca, Bivalvia, Pectinida, Pectinidae. Bases 1 to 1707 code for a protein of 568 amino acids. The transcript is spliced from 2 exons. The record is from RefSeq and is a predicted model, not a curated record. Gene Ontology annotation, molecular function: protein binding.